AUGUUUACCCUUGAGGACAUUGCUACAUUUAAUGACAUUAAGCCAACUUACCGAAUCCUGAAGCCAUGGUGGGACGUCUUCAUGGAUUACCUGGCAGUUAUAAUGUUGAUGAUAGCUAUCUGUGCGGGAUCCAUGCAACUUCUCGAAGAUCAGAUGGUCUGCUUGCCGGUAUUGCCAUCUCCUAUAAAUGCGGAGACGCACAUACCACCAGGAAAUACUGACAUCCCAAAGACAGAAGCAGCCACUAACCAAGACCAAGAGGGGCAGAUGACAAAUGACAUUUCCCUUGGCACAUCUGCUGUGAUAUCUGACAUACCUCUCAAAGCCACGAAAGAUCUAACAUGCCAAAAAAACAACUUGGAUUUUCAGCAAUAUGUAUUUAUUAAUCAGAUGUGUUACCAUCUAGCCCUUCCCUGGUAUUCUAAGUACUUUCCAUACCUUGUACUUUUACAUACUAUUAUUCUCAUAGUCAGUAGCAACUUUUGGUUCAAAUUUCCCAAAACAUGCUCCAAGGUAGAACAUUUUGUUUCGAUAUUAGGAAAGUGCUUUGAAUCUCCUUGGACUACAAAAGCGCUGUCUGAGACAGCAUGUGAAGACUCAGAGGAAAACAAGCAGAGGAUAACGGGUGCCCAGACUCUACCAAGGCAUGUGUCUACUAGCAGCGAUGAAGGCAGCCCCAGUGCCAGCACCCUGAUAAGCAACCAAACAGACUUUAAAUAUUCAGCUGAGAAGCCUGUGAUUCAACUUCCCAGCAUGACCAUUCUGGAUAAGAAAGACGGUGAGCAGGCCAAAGCCCUGUUUGAGAAAGUGAGGAAGUUCCGUGCCCACGUGGAAGACAGUGACUUGAUCUACAAGCUCUAUGUGGUUCAGACAGUUAUCAAAACAGCCAAGUUCAUUUUCAUUCUCUGCUAUAGUGCAAAGUUUGUCAACACAAUCAGCUUUACACAUGUCUGCGAGCCAAAAAUUGACCAUCUGAUUGGCUAUGAGGUCUUUGUGUGCACCCACAGCAUGGCUCAUAUGUUGAAAAAGCUUCUCGUCUGCUACAUAGUCAUAAUUUGUGUUUAUGGUUUCAUUUGCCUCUACGCACUCUUCUGGUUAUUCAGGAUACCUCUGAAAGAAUAUUCUUUUGAAAAAGUCAGAGAGAAGAGCAGUUUUAGUGACAUUCCCAAUGUCAAAAAUGACUUUGCUUUCCUUCUGCACAUGGCAGACCAGUAUGACCAGCUGUAUUCCAAGCGUUUCGCUGUGUUCUUAUCAGAAGUCAGUGAAAAAAAACUUCGGGAAAUCAGCCUGAACCAUGAGUGGACAUUUGAGAAACUCAGGCAGCACGUCUCACGCAAUGCCCAGGACAAGCAGGAGUUGCACCUGUUCAUGCUGCCAGGUGUGCCUGAUGCUGUCUUCGACCUCACAGACCUGGAUGUGUUAAAGCUUGAACUGAUUUCAGAAGCUAAAAUUCCUGCUAAGAUAUCACAAAUGACUAAUCUCCAAGAGCUGCACCUCUGCCACUGCCCUGCAAAAGUCGAGCAGAAUGCUUUCAGCUUUCUCCGCGAUCACUUGAGGUGCCUUCACGUGAAGUUUACUGACGUGACUGAAAUUCCAGCCUGGGUGUAUCUACUCAAGAACCUGCAAGAGCUGUACUUGAUAGGCAAUUUGAAUUCCAAAAACAAUAAGAUGAUAGGACUCGAAUCUCUUCAUGAACUGCGGUACCUGAAGAAUCUCCACAUGAAGAACAAUUUGACCAAGGUCUCCUCCAACAUUACAGUUGGGGCUCCACAUCUUACGAAGUUAGUCAUUCAUAAUAAUGGCACUAAACUCUUGAUACUGAAUAGCCUUAAGAAAAUGAUGAAUGUUGCUAAGCUUGAACUCCAAAAUUGUGAAUUAGAGAGAAUUCCACAUGCUAUUUUCAGCCUCUCUAACUUACAGGAACUGGAUUUAAAAGCCAAUAACAUCCGGACAAUUGAGGAGAUCAUCAAUUUCCAGUAUUUAAAACAAUUGACUUGUCUAAAAUUAUGGCAUAACAAAAUUGUUACCAUUCCUUCCUCCAUUACCUGUAUCAAAAAUUUAGAGUCGCUUUAUUUCUCUAACAACAAGCUUGAGUCCUUACCAGUGGCUGUAUUCAGUUUACAGAAACUAAGAUUCUUAGAUGUUAGCUACAACAACCUUUCCAUGAUUCCAAUAGAAAUAGGAUUGCUUCAGAACCUGCAGCAUUUGCAUGUCACAGGGAACAAGGUGGUCAUCCUGCCCAAACAAUUGUUUCAAUGCGUGAAUUUGAGGACUUUGAAUCUGGGGCAGAACUGCAUCUCCUACCUCCCAGAACUAAUUGGGCAGCUCUCCCAGCUCACUCAGCUGGAGCUGAAGGGGAACUGCCUAGAUGGCCUGCCAGCCCAGCUGGGCCAGUGUCGGAUGCUCAAGAAAAGCGGGCUUGUUGUAGAAGAUCACCUUUUUGACACGCUGGCACUCGAAGUCAAAGCAGCAUUGAAUCAAGAUAUAAAUGUUCCCUUUGCAAAUGCGGUCUAA
Molecule: messenger RNA, 2514 nt
Organism: Ochotona princeps (American pika)
Lineage: Eukaryota; Metazoa; Chordata; Mammalia; Lagomorpha; Ochotonidae
Product: volume-regulated anion channel subunit LRRC8D-like
Exons: 1
Coding region: 1-2514 (837 amino acids)
Molecular function (GO): protein binding
Source: RefSeq, a predicted model, not a curated record